CAGGAACGUUUUGAGACACCACAGAACUAAAUUAUUUGAACCAUCUUCCUCUCUCUCUUUCUCUCUCUCCCCACUUCUUCCCUCUCCUUUGCUUUUGCUCCUCUCCAAAUUUUCGCUCUUUUGGUGUUCUAAACCCAAAUUGUAGAGAGAAUAAUGACGAAACGUGAUCUUCACAACGAAGAAGGCGCUGAGCACAGGCCCAAAAAAAAGGCAAAGAGUGAAAAGCGUAAGGGGGGAAAAUCUGUGAAAUCUAAAUCAAGUGCCGAAAAGGAUGCUUCCUACAUUCAGUCUUCUGCAUUGAGCGAUAUCCCUCAAUCUGAAGUCGAGAAGUUCCUUACAGAAAACUCUAUUAAGAUAACAGAUACAUUACCUGAGAGCAUAAUCCGUCCGAUUAUCUCAUUUACUCACCUUCCUUCCUGCAAAGAUGACCUCUAUGCACCCUUGAAUUCAUUCAAAUCACCAACUCCCAUUCAGUCCGCAACCUGGCCGCUGUUGUUCGCUGGCCGUGAUGUUAUCGGCAUCGCAGAAACUGGAAGUGGCAAGACACUUGCGUUCGGGUUGCCAUGCCUGAAGAGAAUACAGGAUUCUACAAAGAGCAAACAAAAGCCUUACCGCCCCUUGGCAGUAAUCAUCUCCCCAACCAGAGAGCUAGCGAUGCAGAUAUACGAUCAACUGUUGAAGUUUGCUAGAUCCGUGGGCGUCAAAGUGGCUUGCGUAUUCGGCGGCGUGAGAAAGGAGGAGCAGCGGGAAGCUCUGAGAACCGCAGAAGUUGUUGUGGCGACUCCUGGUAGGUUGAAAGAUCUCCAAAAUGAUGGCUCGGUAGACCUAGGGAAAGUGAAAUACCUUGUCUUGGACGAGGCGGAUCGCAUGCUAGACAAGGGGUUUGAACAGGAUAUCAAGGAUAUCAUUGACCCCAUGCCGGUAUCCAAGCGUCAGACUGUCAUGUUCACUGCAACUUGGCCUCCAAGUGUCAGGGACCUGGCAUCAACAUUUAUGUCCUCGCCUGUGACUGUCACCAUUGGUGGGGAUCCAUCUGCAGACCCACGUGCGAACACCAGAAUCAAGCAGGUUGUGGAGGUUGUCAAGCCUCAUGAAAAAGAGCCCAGACUGAUCCAGCUGUUGAAUCGCUCCCAGCGAGGCGUUCCUGACCCAGAAAAAGUUCUAGCUUUCUGUUUAUACAAAAAAGAAGCUGUGCGGAUUGAGAGACUUCUCCGCGCUAAGGGUUUUAGAGUCGCUGGUAUACACGGGGAUUUGAAUCAACAAGAGCGGUUCCGAAGUCUAGAGGCCUUCAAAACAGGGGCUGCUACUGUCCUCGUCGCUACCGAUGUGGCAGCCCGUGGACUUGACAUACCUUCGGUUAAACAGGUUAUUAAUGUUACAUUCCCCCUUACAGUUGAAGAUUAUGUACACAGAAUUGGGCGAACUGGUCGUGCGGGAGCCGAAGGCUAUGCUGUAACCCUAUUCACUGAAGUAGACAAAGCUCAGUCUGGCGCAUUGAUCAAUGUUCUGAGAGCAGCAAAACAGGAUAUACCAGAGGAUCUCCUUAAGUUUGGAACAACUGUUAAAAAGAAGCAACAUGAUGCAUAUGGUGCAUUCUUCAAGAAUGUCGACACUGACAAAACAGCCACCAAGAUUGUGUUUGAUGAUUAGUUCUGCAAAUUAUUCCAUCUUUGUUGUCUUACUCCUAGACUUCGACUUGAAUAUCCGGCGGACUUUUGUGUAUUG
Molecule: messenger RNA, 1725 nt
Organism: Aspergillus alliaceus
Lineage: Eukaryota; Fungi; Ascomycota; Eurotiomycetes; Eurotiales; Aspergillaceae
Gene: dbp3
Product: RNA-dependent ATPase DBP3
Exons: 3
Coding region: 154-1650 (498 amino acids)
Biological process (GO): rRNA processing
Cellular component (GO): nucleolus
Molecular function (GO): ATP binding; RNA helicase activity; RNA binding
Source: RefSeq, a predicted model, not a curated record